CAUGUGUCAAGUUUGCCGGAAAUACCGCCUUCAUACCCUCAGCUCUGCUUCAAAUCAACUCGCACUUGAUAUUACACUCGCUACCUGGUGCUAGAAGAAGGGUUUAUAUUGAGUUGGGCCUUCUAAAUACACCAGUUUAACACAAACAGGAAGAAAAAGGCGUUAAAGGAUACACGAAAUGCCACACAAUUUCCGGCCUGGCGACCUAGUUUUCGCUAAAAUGAAGGGGUACCCCCACUGGCCUGCACGGAUUGAGGAUGUUCCUGAUGGAGCAGUGAAACCUCCACCAAACAAGAUCCCGAUUUUCUUCUUUGGCACUCAUGAAACAGCCUUCCUGGCACCAAAGGACCUGUUUGCUUUUGAGAAGUACCGUGAUCGUUUUGGUAAGCCUAACAAGCGGAAAGGUUUCAAUGAAGGACUGUGGGAGAUCCAGAACAAUCCUCAUGCAUCCUACAGCACUCCUGCUCCUGCAAGCUCAUCUGACACAGAAGAUAAUGAUGCUGGGGCUAAAAGUGAUGCAGAGGAUAAUCAGGAAGCUGUUGUUCCUUGGAAUGCUGAGACUGGUAGUGAAGAUUCAGACUCGGGCAGUGAAGAUCAAGGAAGAGGAGGGCUGAAGCGGAAAAUGACUGCUCAUAAGUCUUCAGCAAAGAAGGUCCGAGGCUCAUCCAGUGAGAAAGACAGACAGCAAGGCAACGGGAGUACGUCAGAGUCUGAGCCCUCCCCAACAUCAGACUCUGAUUCAGGAAAAAGUAGCGACCAGGAUUUCACACCGGAAAAGAAGUUAACUGGCAGAACUGGGAAAAAAGCCACAGCAAGAGGAAGGAAGACGAAGCCUUCAACAGGCUCCGAUUCCGAUUCAGGAUCACAGUCUGAGCAGAGAGGAGGUAAAUCUGACUCCGAUGAUUCCAAACCGCGUCCUGCAAUCUCUGGCUCUGAGUCACAGACUGGCUCAAAAUCUGAGUCUGAUUCUGAUGCCCCUGAUCGCAAACGUGUUCAGGCUGCCAAGAAAGAAAAAAAACUUUCAAAACCACCUGGAAGGAAACCGAAACCUGUCCCAGAGAAGGCUUCUUCCUCCUCCUCCGAUAGUGACAGUGGCAGUGAAUUGGACCGCAUCAGUGAGUGGAAGAAACGAGAUGAGGAGCGUCGUCGUGAACUUGAAGAGCGUAGGAAAAGGGAGGAAGCAGAGGAGCUACGGAGAUUGCGAGAUAGGGAAAAGGAAGAGGAGGAGAAGAAAAAACGCGAGAAAGAGAAGGGUGGGAAAAGGGACACCAGCAGCAGCUCAGAUGAGGGAGUAGAUGACUAUCCUCUCAAGAAGAGUAAGAAACCACCACCACCACCUCUCCCUGCUCCAUCAGACUCUGACUCACCGGCACCCACUGAGCCAAAAAAAAAAAGCAAACGGUCAGACAACCAGAAGAAAGAGAGAUGGAAGAAGGAAAAAGAAGGUGAAGAGCAGAAGGAAAGACACAGGAAGAAGAAAAUCCAACGUGCAGUGGACAAACCAAAGAGUAAGCAAGACAAAUCAAAGCAUAGACCAAAACAUCCGCCAGAGAAAGAGAACAAAAAGAAGGAGCCAUCUCCUGAGGAGAAACUGCAGAAGCUCCACACGGACAUCAAAUUUGCACUUAAAGUUGACAGUCCAGACAUAAAACGUUGUCUACAAGCACUGACCGAUCUUGAAUCAGUACAGGUCACUAGUGCCAUCCUACAGAAAAACUCUGAUGUCAUCACUACUCUCAAGAAGAUCCGUCGAUACAAAGCCAGCACUGCUAUAAUGGAAAAAGCAAGUGAAGUGUACAACAAAUUGAAACUGCAGUUUGUAGGUAAAGGUGAACCAAUUGCCAAAACUCAACUGGAGAACCAGAACCAGGACGAUGGUGGAACAGAGCCUCAACUUCAAGAUCUAAAACCAGUGAAUGGGGAGUCAGAAUCUCUAAAGAAAAAUGUUGAAUGUGACCCAGAAUCUCUACAUGCCGAAGAAAGCCCUGAGUCCGAACUUGCCAUUUCCAGCAGGCCGGAAUCAGAACAUCUGACUGAGAGACACAUUCUCACAGAUGCCACAAAACAUAGUCCUACUACAAACACACAGACUGCUGUAGAGGACAGCUGAAGAUGUUACUAGUUUAUUUACUGAAUGGCAGUGGGGUUUUUUGUUGGCUUGAGGACUAAGAAAAGUAACCGAUGCAUACAUCUGUACAGACCCUGUUGAUAUUCUCAUGUUUCCACCUUUUACAUAAACAUAAUUGCCUUUUAGUCUUCUCUUUUACAAUGGCUUCCUCCAGAAUCAACCCUCCGUGUUUAUAAAGUGGGAGAGAUUAAGGAUUGGGUUCUUAACAUGUAUUGUAAGUCAUUAGAACCUGGCAAAGAACGCUUAGUUAAAUAUUGACAGCAUGCCAAUUGUUAGGUGUCAGUCAUUGUUGUGUCUUUUGUGUUUUCAUUUGAAAUUACAAUAAUACACUGUUCCAUUGGGACAGGAUGAAGAACCUUUUUUAAAUGAGACUAAUGUAUGUUGUUUGAGCCAUAUUACUUUUAUGAGGAUAUUUGUGUGGAAAGACUGUAUAUUAAUAGUUAUGUCAUCUCUAACAGAAUGCUGUAUAAUCUUAUUUUUUUUCUUUCAGUACCUUCAUGAAUUAAACAGUUACACAAAGUCUAUAUAAAUAAAUACUUUUUAAGGUGUAAAAUCAAAAAAAUUCACAUACAGUUAAGAUAGUGUCACAAAUAUGAUUGUAGUUCAAGUUGAUGUAUAUCUGUGUUGUUUGGUUACAACCUUUUGUAUUUCUAGUUGAAUAAAAAUAGUGUAAUUUA
Messenger RNA from Alosa sapidissima (American shad), 2805 nucleotides. It is a transcript of the gene hdgfl2, whose product is annotated as HDGF like 2. Bases 179 to 2110 code for a protein of 643 amino acids. Gene Ontology annotation, cellular component: nucleus. Lineage: Eukaryota; Metazoa; Chordata; Actinopteri; Clupeiformes; Clupeidae. Gene Ontology annotation, biological process: regulation of transcription by RNA polymerase II. The transcript has 16 exons. Gene Ontology annotation, molecular function: double-stranded DNA binding; transcription coregulator activity. The record is from RefSeq and is a predicted model, not a curated record.